GCUGGGCGCGGAGCUGCGGGCUCGGGGGUGUGAGCGGCCGAGUAGGGCGCCCCCAGGAUGCUGCGGUUCCUGCGCAGGACCUUUGGCCGGCGGUCGAUGCAGCGCUACGGGCGAGGAGCUGGACGUGGAGCCGGGCGAGGAGGCGCCUUUGGGGCAGGGGACGAGCGGGACGGGGGGCUGAGAGGAGCCGCCGCCGCGGAGGGGUUUCCCUCUUCCCCGCACCCCGGAGGAGCCGGGCACAGCGCCGGAGCCGCCGUCCACAUCCCAGCGGCCGGAGACAGCAAAGCGGCGCUGCAGUGCCGGGUGCUCCUGCUGGACGGGACCGACGUCAACGUGGAGCUGCCGAAAAAUGCGAAAGGGCUGGAUUUGUUUGACCAGAUUGUCUAUCAUUUGGACCUUGUGGAAACAGAUUACUUUGGCCUGCAGUUCAUGGAUGCCUCCCAGGUUACACACUGGCUGGAUCAUUCUAAACCAAUUAAGAAGCAAAUAAAAAUUGGACCUCCGUACACUUUGCAUUUUCGAAUUAAAUAUUACUCGUCAGAACCGAACAACCUUCACGAGGAGUUUACAAGGUACCUGUUUGUAUUACAGCUCCGACAAGACAUUCUUUCAGGAAAACUGAAAUGUCCGUAUGACACUGCUGUGGAACUAGCAGCUCUGUGUCUUCAAGCUGAACUUGGAGAGUGUGAGCACCCAGAACACACACCAGAACUAGUGUCUGAAUUCAGAUUUACACCAAACCAGAGUGAAGCUAUGGAAUUUGAUAUCUUUCAGAAAUGGAAAGAGUGCAGGGGAAAAACCCCAGCACAGGCUGAAUUGUGCUACUUGAACAAAGCUAAAUGGUUGGAAAUGUAUGGUGUAGAUAUGCAUGUUGUUAAGGGAAGAGACGGAUGUGACUACGCGCUUGGACUUACACCAACAGGUGUAUUGAUCUUUGAAGGAGCAAACAAAAUAGGUUUAUUUUUUUGGCCUAAAAUCACUAAAAUGGACUUCAAAAAGAGCAAAUUAACACUUGUGGUCGUAGAAGAUGAUCAACAGGGCAGAGAACAAGAGCACACAUUUGUUUUCCGGUUAGACAAUGCAAAAACUUGCAAACAUUUGUGGAAAUGUGCAGUGGAACACCAUGCAUUCUUCAGACUGCGAAUACCAGCAAACAGUAAAUCUAGCAGAUCUGACUUCAUAAGGCUGGGUUCACGCUUCAGAUUCAGUGGUCGAACAGAGUAUCAAGCAACGCAUGGAUCUAGGUUACGCAGAACCAGUACAUUUGAAAGAAAACCCAGCAAACGGUAUCCAUCACGAAGGCAUUCAACUUUUAAAGCAAACAAUCCUGUGAAGGCAGCACAAUUGUGUGCAAAAAAUAAUCCUGAAGUCCACAACUACCAGUCACAGUAUCACCCUAAUAUACAUCCUGGUCCACCACACUGGCACCCUCAUACUCCUGUGAACGUAAGCUACCCCUUAAACAACACUGACCUUCAUCAGUUCAACACUGAAGAAAAUGGUGGAGCACCAUUUACCACAAAAAUGUCUGGAAGGCAUCACCACCACCACCAUCGGCAUCACCAUCACCACUCUAAUUAUGGAGUAAUUGUUCCCGACAACAAAGAUAUUGUUUCUGGAGUUCCAAAUAAAUUGAGCUCAGGACUUCCCCUCCUUUAUGAUAACACUUCUUCCCAUCUGAAGAAGAUGGAAGUGGAGACUGUGAAGGUAGUUGGACCAUGGCCAGCUCUGCACAUCAAUGUAAACAAGGGUGAAGACAAGAAAGUUUCUGAAAAAAGUCUUCAUCCCCCAGUGUCACCUUCCUCCGUACCCGAUCAUAUGAAAUGUAACAUCCUUAAAGCUCAAGUAGAAGCUGCUUUUAGGGUGGGUGCCCAGCAGAUGGGGAAAGAAGAGACACCAUUUGUAAAUACCAGUAAGACCUCCAGUCUGCAGGACCCUAAUGUAAGAAGUCCAGCACCAGUACGACCAGAAACUACACCAUCAACAGGCGCUACAGAAAAGCAGGAAAUUAAAGUUUCUCGUGUGAGGAAGUUAACGAGACAGUACAGCUUUGAUGAAGACGACCUUCCUCCAGCACUGGCAGCGGCUGCAGCAGCAUCAACAUCUGUUUCAUCAGCAUCUCCCGUGUCACAGAAGAUGUGUACACCACAAAUGUCAGAAGGACAAACCCAGAUAUCACCUGGUGCAAAGAGCCCCACGGAUGUUGGAAGUACAUUUGCUUUGGAGCCAGGUGACCUUUUGAUGGAUUUCACAGAAGCCACACCUAUGAUAAAGACAUUCCCUGCUGAUACAUCUUAUCCUUUUUUCGAUCCUUUUACAACAGUACCACAGUUUUCUGCAGAAUUUAUAGACAGCAAAUUAGUGUGCUGUGCUGUGCAGUCAUCACCUAAAAUGUUACCACCAGUAUCUCCUUCACCUGCAAUGAGGUCCUUGGCAGAGACAGUCCCAACCCCGACAGUGCAGACGAUAUAUUCAUCACACAAACCUAUUUCUCUGGCAGACAGUGCUGAGACUCUGAGGCGUGAACUCGAGAGAGAGAAGAUGAUGAAAAGACUGUUGAUGACAGAAUUAUGAACUUCUCACUUCGUCACAUGGAGACUGGAUCGGGGCCUUUCAUGUGCCUUCUGUCUGUUUACAUUCCUCCACUUCUGUGUACUCAACAUAAUGCAUCAUGAAAAUGUGUUAUGUUCCCAGCUCACUCAGAUUCAUCACAGUUGGUUAAAAUUAAGUCUUGGCUUGACUUUAACUUGGAGGAGUUCCUUUAUUCAUUUGCUGCUGGGAAAUAAACAUUCAGUCCUUUAUUUAUCAUGAGUAUUAGGAUUUUCUACUAUUAUAAAAUGAAUUUUAGGUUUGGUUUUGGUAAAUCUAAGGUAAAAAUGAUCAGCAAGGAACAUACUGAUUUCUACUGAGAAACACUGUUCUGUAUAUAUGUUAAUAACUGCACAGAGAUUAAUGUUAUGCAGAAUAUUUUGAUAGUAACAUAGAAAAUGUCAUUUUGUAUAACUGAAAACUGCACCAAGUUACUGCUGUUUGUUAAAGAAUCAUUUUUAAAAGCAGAAAAAUGAUUACAUCUUAACCCUAUGACUCUUUGUCUCUGCUGAAAAAUAAAUGGCUAUCUUCUCAAA
This is a messenger RNA of Gopherus flavomarginatus (Mexican gopher tortoise), 3125 nucleotides long. It is a transcript of the gene EPB41L4B, whose product is annotated as erythrocyte membrane protein band 4.1 like 4B. The coding region runs from base 58 to 2574 and encodes 838 amino acids. NCBI's taxonomy places the organism in Eukaryota, Metazoa, Chordata, Testudines, Testudinidae. Gene Ontology annotation, molecular function: cytoskeletal protein binding. The transcript is spliced from 25 exons. Gene Ontology annotation, cellular component: cytoskeleton. The record is from RefSeq and is a predicted model, not a curated record.